Molecule: messenger RNA, 460 nt
Organism: Colletotrichum godetiae
Lineage: Eukaryota; Fungi; Ascomycota; Sordariomycetes; Glomerellales; Glomerellaceae
Exons: 1
Coding region: 93-368 (91 amino acids)
Source: RefSeq, a predicted model, not a curated record
UAUGAGUAGCAUGAUGAUCUCGAAACAAAAGUGCAAAUAACCCAUCUUCUUCCCUAGAAUGGUGAUGAAACCCUUGAUGACGACGAGUGGUGAUGAUGCAUGCAUGCGCUCGCUCAUAUGAGCUAGGAGGAUCCUCUCUGCGUGAGCUUUCCAGUCCGUCGGGCAUAUCGCUACUGCAUCUAAACCACGCGUCAAGCGAAAAGUCUCUUCCUCCUCUCUCUCCCCAGCUACUCAUGUACAUACCUACAUACCUUUACCUCCAUCUUCCCCAUUCCCCUCUUUUCGUGCCAUCUCAUCUCAAUUGGGGAUGUUUAAUUUACCAGUUUAUCGGAAAGGAAAAAGGAAAAAUACCCACCAGAGGAGCUUGAAGCCUUAGGAGGAGCCACGAGAACAGAAUAGAAUAGACUCGCAGAGAGCAAAGCCGUCGAGGGCCAGUACAGGCGGCCGCUCACAAUUCACA